AUUAAAAGCACAAAGAGACACCAGUACAUGUACCCCCAAUGGCUAAAAUUAAAGACUGACAAUACCAAUGUGGAGCAACUAGAACUCUCUUACAUUGUUGGUGAGAGUAUAAAGUGACACAAACAUUUUGGGAAAGGUCUGGAAGUUUCUUAUAAAAUUAAACAUAUACCUACUCUUUGACCCAACAAUUCUCCUAAAUAUUUACACAGGAGAAAGGAAAACCAUAGGUCUACAACAUAAAUUGUACAACAGCUUUGUUCAUAAUAACCAAAAUCUUGAAAGAACUGGAGUGUCCAUCAACAGGAGAAUAGAUAAACUAUGGUAUAUUUAUACAGUGUAAUACACUGUAAUAAAAAGAACUGGUACAUGCAAGAACAUGGAUGAUUCUCAAACACAUUCUGCCCGGUGAAAGAAGUAUCACAGAAAAGGUGUACAUGUUGUAUGAUUUCAUUUAUAUGAAGUUAUAGAACAGGCUAAACUAAUAAAUGGUGGGGAAAACUCAGAACAGUGGUUGCCUCUGGAAGGUGGGAUGGGGACAGGGAUUAACUAGGAAAGAGCAUUAGUGAACUUUUGGGGUUUCAGUAUCUUGAUAAGGGUUUGGGUUACACAGGUGUAUGCAUUUGUCAAAAUCAGUGCAUGUACACUUCAGAUUUGUAUAUUCCAUUGUAUGUAAAUUUUACAUCAAUAGAAAAUGUUAUAUAAACUGUAGUUGAUACGUAUGCUAAAGUAUCUGGGGGAAGUGUGCUAAGUCUGCAGUUUACUUUGAAAUGUAACAACAUAAGAUGAACUGAUGGCUGUAUAGAGAAACGUGAUAAAAGCAAGUAUACUAAAUAGUAUUCCCCUAGGUGGUGGGGAAACAUGUUCACACGAUCUUUCAAUCCUGCUGGACUUUCAAAAAUUCUCAUAAUAAAAGGGCCAGUGAUUUGGGCCUUUUUCAGGAAAGCUCUGUCACCUGAGGAGCUGGUUGGGCUCAGAACCUAGCAAAUGGAGUUGGUAGAAGUAGGAGGCACGAGCCCGGCUGUGCGACCCCUCAAAUGUAAUGAACUUUUCAGUCUUCGUUUCCUCAACUAUCAAAUGGGUACAAUGGCGGUGGCCUAAUUAAGCACUUUCUGGUGGGUGGGUCCACAAUCCAGCCCACUUUCCGUCAUCCUCUCUCGGAGCUCCCAAAGACCCCACCAGCCCUGAAAGAAAUCUCCGCGACCCUCAAGCUGCCUAUCCAGCCCAUGGACCUAGCGUCUGCACUCGCUUUUCCGGAAUGGCACCGGAAGCCGCUUCUCAUCCACUCUUCCUAUUGGAUACCGGCCUUUCGUGGGGGCGGGCGCCGCUGGGAGGCGGAAGCAGCCGCAGGCAUGGUGGCGGCUGUGCCGCUCGCUUUGCUGCUUCUGCUGUUCCUGGGGUCAGGUGGCUGGGGCCGUGCGGAGCCCCCACGCGACAGCCUGCGGGAGGAGCUCGUCAUCACCCCCCUGCCUUCCGGGGACGUAGCCGCCACAUUUCAAUUCCGAACGCGCUGGGAUUCGGAGCUGCAGCGGGAAGGAGUGUCUCAUUACAGGCUCUUCCCCAAAGCCCUUGGGCAGCUGAUCUCCAAGUAUUCUCUAUGCGAGCUGCACCUUUCGCUCACACAAGGCUUCUGGAGGACCCGGUACUGGGGGCCACCCUUCCUGCAGGCCCCGUCAGGUGCAGAGCUCUGGGCCUGGUUCCAAGACACAGUCACUGAUGUGGAUAAGUCCUGGAAGGAGCUCAGUAACGUCCUCUCAGGGAUCUUCUGCGCCUCCCUCAACUUCAUCGACUCUACCAACACGGUCACUCCCACUGCCUCCUUCAAACCCCUGGGGCUGGCCAAUGGCACUGAUCACUACUUCCUGCGCUACGCUGUGCUGCCACGGGAGGUUGUCUGCACUGAGAACCUCACCCCAUGGAAGAAGCUCCUGCCCUGUAGUUCCAAGGCAGGCCUCUCGGUGCUACUGAAGGCCGAUCGUUUGUUCCACACCAGCUACCACUCCCAGGCAGUGCAUAUCCGCCCUGUUUGCCGAGAUGCCCCCUGUACCAGUGUCUCCUGGGAGCUGCGGCAGACCCUUACGGUUGUAUUUGACGCCUUCAUCACGGGGCAAGGGAAGAAAGACUGGUCCCUUUUCCGGAUGUUCUCCCGGACUCUUACGGAGCCCUGCCCUUUGGCUUCAGAGAGCCGAGUCUAUGUGGACGUCACCAACUACAACAAGGACAAUGAGACAAUGGAGGUGAAUCCGCCCCCUACCACUACAUACCAGGACGUCAUCCUGGGCACCCGGAAGACCUAUGCUGUCUAUGACUUGCUUGACACGACCCUGAUCAACAACUCACGCAACCUCAACCUGCAGCUCAAGUGGAAGAAACUGCCAGAGAGUGAGGCCCCCCCGAUGCCCUUCCUGCAUGCCCAGCGGUACGUGAGCGGCUAUGGGCUGCACAAGGGGGAGCUGAGCACGCUGCUCUACAACACCCACCCAUACCGGGCCUUCCCCGUGCUGCUGCUGGACACCGUGCCCUGGUACCUGCGGCUCUAUGUGCACACCCUCACCGUCACCUCCAAGGGCAAGGAGAACAGACCAAGUUACAUUCACUACCAGCCUGCCCAGGACCGGCUGCAGCCCCACCUCCUGGAGAUGCUGAUUCAGCUGCCGGCCAGUUCAGUCACCAAAGUCUCCAUCCAGUUUGAGCGGGCACUGCUCAAGUGGACUGAAUACACCCCAGACCCCAACCAUGGCUUCUAUGUCAGCCCGUCUGUCCUCAGCGCCCUUGUGCCCAGCGUCGUGGUGGCCAAACCUGUUGACCCAGAAGAAAGCCCCCUGUUCAACACGCUGUUCCCUGUCUCCGAUGGCUCGAGCUACUUCGUGCGACUCUACACAGAGCCGCUGCUGGUGAGCCUGCCGACACCGGACUUCAGCAUGCCCUACAACGUGAUCUGCCUCACGUGCACUGUGGUGGCUGUGUGCUACGGCUCCUUCUACAAUCUCCUCACCAGGACCUUCCACAUCGAGGAGCCCGGCACGGGCGGCCUGGCCAAGCGGCUGGCCAACCUGAUCCGGCGUGUCCGUGGCGUCCCCCCGCUCUGAGACUCGCCCUCUUUAGUGGCUCUUGCUGCUGUUUCUCUUGGCUUGGGGGAUUGGGGUUGGGGGAGUGGCAUGUCCAAGGGGCUGCUUCUGCCACUUGCUGUCUCCAACACAGCCUAGAGGUGGCUUUUGAGCCAAACUACCCCAGGUCCAGGCCAGGGCCCAGAGCUAUGUUGUCCAGUACAGGCGCCACGAGCCACGUGUAGCUGUUUGGAUUUAAAUUAAUUUAAUGUAAAAAGUCAUUUCCUCAGCUACAGUAGCCAUAUUUCAAGCCCCGUGUGGUUAGUGGCUCCUGUAUUGGACAGUGCAGAAAAGCAUUUGCAUCACUGUGGAAAGUUCUGGACAGUGCUGGUCUAGUAAAUGGGGUGUGCGUGAUAGGUGGAACUUACUGGUUGUGGAAUUAAAAGUGGCUGCUUCCUUG
Molecule: messenger RNA, 3504 nt
Organism: Choloepus didactylus (southern two-toed sloth)
Lineage: Eukaryota; Metazoa; Chordata; Mammalia; Pilosa; Megalonychidae
Gene: PIGT
Product: phosphatidylinositol glycan anchor biosynthesis class T
Exons: 12
Coding region: 1224-3086 (620 amino acids)
Biological process (GO): attachment of GPI anchor to protein
Cellular component (GO): GPI-anchor transamidase complex
Source: RefSeq, a predicted model, not a curated record